This is a messenger RNA of Sebastes umbrosus (honeycomb rockfish), 4620 nucleotides long. It is a transcript of the gene rnf157, whose product is annotated as ring finger protein 157. The transcript has 20 exons. The coding region runs from base 691 to 2790 and encodes 699 amino acids. Gene Ontology annotation, biological process: protein ubiquitination. Gene Ontology annotation, molecular function: ubiquitin protein ligase activity. The record is from RefSeq and is a predicted model, not a curated record. Gene Ontology annotation, cellular component: cytoplasm. NCBI's taxonomy places the organism in Eukaryota, Metazoa, Chordata, Actinopteri, Perciformes, Sebastidae.
CUCGACUCUUCCGCUUCCGGUGGUUUAUGAGCGUUAAUGCUGCCCUCUGGCGACGAGGAGGCGUUUACUAACAUAGACGUAGGACGCCAUAUUGGACAGGGAAAGACUGGCCUUUAACUCCUUAAAAACAAAAAAGCCGUCCUCUCCUCUCUGCAGUGCAGUCAGCGCCACUAGCAGCACAUUUGGCGUAGGAAGGUCACGUUACAAAGUGGGUCGGCACUAUAGCUGCUGCUGCUGCUGCUGGAGAGAAGGGGAGACAGAAGGAGGACUGGAGGACUGCGCAAAAACCAGGGCCCGGAUUUGUGUCUGCCUGACGUCAUGUGGAGCCUCAGACCUCUCUGACAGGAUCCAACAAGGAGAUGUGUGAUCAACAUCCAGCAGGCCACCGGGAGAUGUCGACGAGCUGUUUUUGAGCCCGUAAAAAACAGGAUUUUCUCGCUCUGAUUGUGCGUAAAGCUUUGCACCAGGAGAGCUCCUCUCCGGCGUUAAAGAGGACUACAAACCGGGCUGUUUUCUGCCUCAAAACACGAGCUGGUGGAGGGAUAAAGCAGCUAUACUAAUCCUCCAGGACAGAUAUGGACAGGAGCAGCAGCAUGCAUGGAUUAAAUGCUAGGGAAUAAUAAAGGAGACGCCUUGAACAAAGCGACCCUUGCAGUGUUAUGAUCAGUGUUAAUCCGUGUUUGACUGGAAAUGGGAGCUUUAACAAGCAGACAAAACAUAGGCGUGGAAGAAGUGGACAUUCCGUCCAGCUCGGUGUACCGUUAUCCACCCAAAUCUGGGAGUUACUUCGCCAGCCACUUCAUCAUGGGGGGAGAGAAGUUUGACUCCACUCAUCCGGAGGGUUACCUGUUCGGGGAAAACACAGACCUAAACUUCCUGGGGACCAGACCUGUGGCGUUCCCGUACGCAGCCCCUCCACCUCAGGAACCAGUCAAGACGCUACGAAGCCUUAUAAACAUCCGUAAGGACACGCUGCGGCUCGUACGGUGCAGCGAGGACCUGAAGCUGCCGGGUGACGAGGAGGCGGGGAAGAACAGGGCCAGCUACAACGUGGAGUUCACCUUCGACGCCGACACACAGGUGGCCAUAACCAUCUACUACCAGGCCAUAGAGGAGUUCCACAACGGAGUGCCACUCUACCUGCCCCAGGACAGCUCUCUGCAGUCUGAGACGGUGCACUUCAAGAGAGGAGUGGGUCAGCAGUUCUGUCUGCCGUCACACACCGUCAACCUCAGCGAGUGGGCUGACGAGGAGCUGCUGUUUGACAUGGACAAAGAGGUGUUCCCCAUGGUGGUGCAGGCUGUUGUAGACGAGGGGGAAGAACAUUUGGGCCACUCUCACAUACUGCUGGCUACGUUUGAAAAGCACAUGGACGGGAGCUACUGUGUGAAGCCUCUGAAGCAGAAACAAGUGGUGGAUGGAGUGAGUUAUCUCCUGCAGGAGAUCUACGGGAUCGAGAACAAAUACAACAGCCAAGAAUCAAAGGUAGCGGACGAUGAGAUCAGUGAUAACAGCGCUGAGUGUGUGGUCUGUUUGUCGGAUGUGCGAGACACACUCAUCUUGCCUUGCAGACACCUGUGUCUCUGCAACGCCUGCGCAGACACGCUGCGCUACCAGGCCAACUGCUGCCCCAUCUGCAGACUGCCAUUCAGAGCUCUGCUGCAGAUCCGAGCCAUGAGGAAGAAACUCAGUCCUCUGUCACCGACCAGCUUUAACCCCGUCAUCACUUCACAGACGUCUGACUCGGAGGAACACUCGGCGUCGGAGCACAUCCCUCCAGGCUACGAGGUGGUGUCUCUCCUGGAGGCGUUGAACGGCCCCCUCAGCACCUCAUCGGUGAAUCCUCCUCCUCUCAACUCCGGUCCCAGCAACGUCUCCGGGGUGCUGCCCCCGUACAGCAGCGAGCCUCACCCGGCGCCGGCCCGCUCCCUCUCCCCUCUAGACCACUCCAACUCCAGUCAGGGACUCAAACUCAAGAAGAGUGGUUCAAAGUCACUUUCCCAGAAUUCCUCUGUGCUUCCUGAGGAGGAGGAUGAGAAGUCUUGCAGUGAAUCGGAGGUCUGUCGCCACAAACUCGCCGUGGACCAGCAGGAGAGCGGAGUGACUCCAGACAGCGAGAACCUGACUCUCUCCUCAUCUGGAGCCAUCGACCAGUCGUCCUGCACGGGAACCCCGCUCUCCUCCACCAUCACCUCCCCCGAAGACCCAGUAAGCUGCAGCCUGGUCCAGUCAGUGAUGUCCAUGGCCUCGUCCCACUCGCAGCACUCCCACAUCAGCACUGACACCAUGUCCUCCAUGUCAGGGUCCUACCUGGCCGGGGCCGAAGGCGAGCCCGGGGGGGACGAGGGGGGAGACGCUGAGGGCGAGGAGAACCAGGACGCCCCCAUGGAGAGCCGAGGACCGUCGCAGCAGGACGGGGAGUUUUCCCAGGAGCCAAAGGAACAGAACUACUCAGUGGCUGUAGAGGAGCAGGACUCGGAGGGAAACGAUGUCACUGAAGAGGACUGCUCCUCACCGUCUAAUGGGAAAGGUGGGCGGAGCAGAUGUCCAGAGUUGGCCAAUAACAAUCAGGGCGUCGCCCUCUGUGACACGCCCUCUUUGGGGUUGGAUAAUGAGCAGGCUCCCGACAGCCGAUUCGCCGGUCUGAUGUUCCUCGGGGGCUACAGGCCUGUUUUGGAGCCCCGCCCCCACCACACCUCCACCAGCAACAUCAACAUGGAGGAGCUGGGGGUGGAGAACAGGGACGGCCAGAGUCCUAAACACCCUCGCCGCGGACCACUCAUUGUGUAACACACUCAAACAAGCGCACACACACUCACUCACACCCACAAAAAACACACAGACUUCUCCGUCCAGCUCUUUUUACCCUGCCGUAGUGCUGCAUCGCUGGCUGGAUACUGAGCAGGGAACCCCCCCCCCCCACCUCCACCUCCACCUCCACCAUCAUCCUUCUGAACACUUCCUGGAUUGAUUGUCGUUGCUGGCGCUGAAACUCCUCUCGAGUAGAAAGAGGAGGGAAGAGGAAUGUCUGUCGUCUGUUGCACUUUUAUCUCACAGGAGUUCUUUUUUUUUGUCUGUGACCUAACUUGUUGAUUAGCCUACUGCUACGUUAUUAUUUAUUACCUGUAGGUCUAACCAAUGACAGCUGUGUAUUGUGACACUAUCUCUAGAAAAAUACAUGCUGCUCCUCACCUCUCCUCUCCUCUCCUCUAUUACCAGCCAAACAGUCAGGGGCUACUGUGAUCGGCAAUCUGAUUUAUUACUUCUUCUUCUUCUCUCUUAUAAACUGUAUGUUGAACGAGUGUUCGGACACUAUUUAAAGUCAGCUCACACCGGACUUCCUUAUCUUGGCGAACUAAAAACGUGCUGACUCCUCUCUUCAGAUCAGGGAGCUCCCGUCUCGACUUCGCAUGCAGCUGUUUUUUCCUCUCGAUCACCGCCAUCAUUUUCAAACAAACCUCUGCUGAAUGUGAAUACAGAAGCGGUCGGACUUGUUACGAGCCAAGAAAUGGCGGCCAAACUGAACAGAGAAGGACUGAAAACAACAACAAAAAUAAUCACAACAGAAUGUAGGACGAUGUAGAACUCUUAGAAGGGGAAUGUACGUCACGUGUAAAAUCAUCUAAACUGGAAUUAAACAUGAACUUUGAAACUGGUUCUCCAAACACACGCACCCACCACGCCAUCCUCUCCUUCUGCAGCUUCAUCUUAGCAUGUCAGUAUUAGUGCAACUGGAAAACCAACAAGAACAACAACCAAGCAAUAAAGACGCCGACGCUCCUGCAGGAGGACGCUCAUGUGCAGUUCAGACAAAAACUCUGUUUUCACUGGCAUGUUGCAUUCAAACUCAGACAUUUAAAUGUGUUAUAUUUUAUCUUAAUUUUUGUAAAGGGGAUUUAUUGUGAGAAAAACAUCAUACAGUGAGAUUUAGGCCGCACCGUGGUUAGCUGGCAUUUUGUUCACCCUCAUAUUAUCAUCCCGACGAGCCCAUUUUUCUCCUCAUUUGUGAAGCUUUUAGUUUUGGUUUUGUAUAACUUUAAUGUAUAGCUCACCUGUUGUUGACGUUCUCCGUUACCGUGUUUUAAUUUGUUGCAAAACACUGUGUCGUUUACUAGAAUGUGGAUGAAAAUAUGUGGAAAAAUUUGUAAAGGUUUACACACUUGUGCGCUCACAAAACGAAUAGCUGAAAAAGGGACGAUAUCAACAUCUAAUGCACUAUUAUCUGUUACCUAGACGACACACUUUGCGGUGCAUGAGGCGAUAGUAGAGUAAGCAUGUUAGUCUAGGUCAGCCUGCAGCCUCCUGUAGAAAACUUGAUGAUGGAUCACUGCACACACAUAAAGCCGGAUCAUAUCCUCCUGCAGUGUUAUAUAUCGGUUGCUGGCUCCCUCUUCCCUUUGACCCGAACAGUUACGGUCAAGAGGACUGCACUACUAUAUCCAAGCUGCAAACAGUCACGUGAUCACAGUCCGAAUGUGUAGAUGAAGCCGUUCUCUGGCACCAGUCGCAGUAUGAUAUCAAAAGGAGUGGGUCCCGAAUCCGCAAGAGACCCCCACUUUUCUAGAACUAUGAGUGAAAAUGUCAAAGAAAACAAACGGACAAUAAAGUUUUUGCAACUAA